AUGACCACUGAACAGACGUUGCAACAAAUUACACAGGCCAUCGAUGUGGCGAACUCUCCGACAUCAAAUACUGAAUUUAAAAGAGAAGCUGUAGAAUAUUUAAAUCAAGUCAAAAAUUUGCCAAAUUCAGCAGAAAUAUUUGCCGACUUAAUCGCCAAUGAUAAUUCAUUAUAUAAAUUUGUAGCGUUGCAGACAUUGUCGGAAAUAAUCCCCACUGCUGCUGCUAACAACUCUUUGGAAAUCCUAAACUUUAUUAAAACCAAUAUACUAGGAUAUUUAGGUAAAAAUAUCCAGGAUCCUGAAUUCAUCAGGAACAAAGUAGCAGAGCUAUUAUCUCUUUUAUUUUAUUUCAUGUACGGCGAGGUUAAUUCCAAUGCAUGGUCAACUUUUUUUGUAGAUUUAAUUCAAUCGUUUAACAUAUCUGAUGCUAUUAGUGGUAACAUAGUCUCUGGAAAGUUACAAAACUCUUUGGGCGUUGAUUAUUUUUUAAGAACGUCUUUACAAAUUAAUACUGAGAUAGCAGACCAAACUUUUGUUAGAAACAAAGAUAUUCAGUUGAAAAACAACCUAUUAAAGGACUCUAUGAGGGUAAACGAUGUUACCAUCCUUUCCACUCUUUGGUUUAAUAUACUAUCUAAAUGCAGUGUUAACUAUCAAGAUUUAACAUUUCUAACUUUAAAAUCAAUUGGCUCUUUUGUUUCUUGGAUAGAUAUUAACUUAAUUGUCACCAAUGACUUUAUUACAGCAAUAACUAGAUGCUUAGAUAAGGAAAGCACAAGCAUUCCAUGCGGGGACUGUUUGUGCGAAAUAAUCUCCAAAAAAAUGAAAGCACAGGAUAAAUUACACUUAUUGGCCAUGUUAGAUUUAACCAACAGAGUAGGAAAAUUUAAUAAUACAGAUGUUGAAGUCAUUGAAAAUUUGGCUAAAUUAGUUUCCGUCGUUGGCGUGGAAUACACCAUUAUUAUAGAUCAUGAUAAUAAUUUAAUAGAACAAGCUGAUUUACAAAUUACAACCAAGAUAUGCCCACUAGUUUUGGAAUUUUUGUCUCACGAGUACGAUAAUGUAAGCCAACAAUGCUUCCCCUUUGUUACUGCAUAUUUAUCAUUUUUGAAAAAGUUUUUUGCUUUAGGUGGUAAACCUGGUAGUGCGAUUUCAAUGAACUCGAAAAAGUUGGCUAUCGACCAAACUCAUUUGGAUUUUUUGGAGAAAUUAUUAACCAUUAUUAAUUUGAAAAUGAAAAUAGACUCUGCUUCUGAACCUGGCUCCAUCGAUGAAAUUGAAGAAUUCGAUGAAACCAUUAGAUCUAAAUUAAAGGUUUUUCAGGAUACUAUCGCUGUCAUCAAUCCCACUUUAUACAUGCAAUUCAUGACCAGAAUUAUAGAACAGCCUCCAGUGGAUAAUGAUUGGAGAACCAAGGAGUUGCAUAUUUUCCAAAUGCAUAACUUUGCCGAGAGUGUUAGAAAUAAUUUAUUUGGCAUUCCUAAAAACCUUAUUGGUGAAUCUGAACCUUAUAGAUUGAUGAAAAGAUUUGCCUCCAACAAUUUAUUGCAAGAUACCAGUGUAUUCCAGUUCAAUAAUCCAUGGAUUCAAAUCUCCUUUUUUGAGCUAAUUGUUAGGCACUAUAAUUUCAUUGAUGUUGAAAACGAAUUACCGUUGCUAAAUGUUUUUGUUAGCACUUUUGGUAUCUUUAGCAGUGCAGAAAGAGUUAGACUAAGAACCUGGUAUUUAUUUAGCCGAUUUGUGAAAUUAACCAAACCAAAAUUGGGUGCCUCUGAUUUGCUGGCUUUGUUGGAUAAAAUAUCCUCGCUGUUAAUCAUCAGUAUGCCGCAAGUCAACUCUCCUACGUUAAAUAUUAAUAAUGACAGUGCUAUAGAAUCCGAUACAACUUUUGACAAUCAAUUAUACUUGUUUGAGUCCGUCGGCAUUUUAAUUGCUGGUAACAAGAAACAAAAUUAUAACAUGUUAGAUGGCAUUAUGUCACCGUUAUUCCAUAACCUGGAACAUUGUAUUUCGGUACCUACUAAAACACAACAACUCGUAUUACAAACUAAUCAUGUUUUGAUGGCCAUUGGUAUUGUUGCAAGAGGUAUACAUUCAGGGAUUGUUCCUGAAAGUCAAUUGAACACUGUCGCUGUAAAUGAAAAGUUAGUGGAUAAAACGUUGAUCGAAAAAUUUAGCAAUAUCGCUGAAGUUGUCUUAGUUACUUUCCAGUAUUUUAAUAAAUAUGAAAUUGUAAGGGACUCAGCAAGAUUUGCAUUUGCAAGAUUGGUUCCUAUCUUAAACAGUAACAUUAUCCCGUAUAUUAGCAGAUUAUUAGCGAUAUUCUACGAAAGCGAUUUGAAAGUUUUAGAAAUGAAUGAUUUUUUGGGUUUUGUUGGACAAAUUAUCCAUAAUUUCCAAAACAAUAAUAACUGUUAUCAAUUAUUGAACAGUUUAGUUACCCCAUUGGUGAAAAAAGUUUUCCAAACAAUGAACAUUAUUGAUAAAGAACAGAUGGAACCAACCAACUUAUCCAGUGCUGCUAGUGGCAGAACUUCUAAUGGGAAAAAUGUCAUAGUCACAGAUGCAUUCAGGGAGAAGAUACUAUUGAAAAAAGCAUACUAUGGAUUUUUACAAGCUUUUAUCACUAACCAUGUUACCUCAUUAUUUCUAACAGAAAGCAACAGAGAGGUCUUUGCGUUGAUUUUGGAGGACCUUUUAACUUACGAGCCUCAAGAGCUUCAAGAAAUGUCAACCAUGAAAUUAUCCCUUAGUGUUUUGUUAAAAAUAUUGAGAUUUUUAGGGACUGGCGCUUGUACAGAUUUACAAGAUAAUAAUCGUAAUGAUUUAGUCAGGUUGGAUGGGCUAAGAGAAUUUUUUAUUGCUAAAAUUGUGCCGCUAUGUUUUGAGAUUCCAUUCAAGCCAGAAUAUGCAUUUAACAUAAAUGACGGUAGUUGCCGCGUGAUAGCAUCUGAUCUUGCAAGAUUGUUAAAAUCUUUGUAUACUAUAAACAAUUCUGCUAAUACUAUUGGCGCUAUUAAUAACGAAAAUGUAAAUAACAACGAUACAAAUGGUGCAGAUGGUAGCAGUAGUAUUUUAGGCACUAAUAAAUGCAUAGUAUAUCUAGUUGACGUAUAUUUUCCACAGAUUCAAUUCCCCAAUAACAUUUCAAUGGAGUUUAUCAACGCAUUGAUUAGUUUAGAUGAAAAGAAAUUUGAGAAAUAUUAUGUUAGUUUCAUUGUUCAAAUAGCAUCAUGA
Molecule: messenger RNA, 3237 nt
Organism: Saccharomycodes ludwigii
Lineage: Eukaryota; Fungi; Ascomycota; Saccharomycetes; Saccharomycodales; Saccharomycodaceae
Gene: LOS1
Product: Ran GTPase-binding protein LOS1
Exons: 1
Coding region: 1-3237 (1078 amino acids)
Biological process (GO): tRNA re-export from nucleus
Cellular component (GO): nuclear pore; cytoplasm; nuclear matrix
Molecular function (GO): tRNA binding; small GTPase binding
Source: RefSeq, a predicted model, not a curated record